AUGCCAACCGAAGAAGAGGAUAAAAGAAGAGAAGAAGAAUACACAACACAACAAGAAGAGGAGAAUAAUAACAUGUCAACCGAAGAAGAGGAUAAAAGAAGAGAAGAAGAAUACACAACACAACAAGAAGAGGAUAUUACAUUGAGAUCUGACAGGGAAACCAUAGGAGAGGAAGAGAAAACUCUUUCUAAAUGGGAGCUUUGUGGAGGACAAUUAAUGAAAAUGAAGCUGCGGAGAGUAUCGACUGUGGAGCAAAAUGAAUCAAAAUCUGAUAGCAGUUCUGAAGACUUAGAUGAUUAUGACAAGGACCCUGAUUUUAGUUUGACACCAUCAUCUACAUCUAGCUCAACAGAAGAUGUUGAACCUGAAAACAAAAUGAAUAAUAUGGAUGAUGAGAUGGAUAACAUGACAGAUAAGAAGAAAGGAGAGAAGUUAAUAGCAAACCGAAGUGAAUGGAAGAAAAAUAAAACAAAACUUCUUUGUAAUCAUGGAAAAGCUUAUAAAUCGGUUUCUAAUAGCAAAAACCAAAAUUAA
Nilaparvata lugens (brown planthopper) is the source of this 534-nucleotide messenger RNA. RefSeq names its product DNA ligase 1-like. The transcript has a single exon. Lineage: Eukaryota; Metazoa; Arthropoda; Insecta; Hemiptera; Delphacidae. The record is from RefSeq and is a predicted model, not a curated record. Bases 1 to 534 code for a protein of 177 amino acids.